This is a messenger RNA of Rubroshorea leprosula, 923 nucleotides long. Lineage: Eukaryota; Viridiplantae; Streptophyta; Magnoliopsida; Malvales; Dipterocarpaceae. The record is from the annotation of a GenBank genome assembly.
GCAGCGGCAAAAGGAGGAGCAUUUUGUCUGAGGUAUAAUUGGGCACCGGUUGGAGAUAGGAGUCCUUUUUCCUUAGGUAAUUUUCUGGAACAGAUGGUUCUUUUAGGGAAAUGGUGAACGAAAUGGUGGGAGCCUGAUCCCAUGGGUGGGAUUCCUCCCAUGAAAUCCAGAUUUGUUUUUUCCUUUAAGAAUCUGUCAUAUUUAUUUCUUUUGUGUUUUGUUGUUGAAGUCUCUUUCUUUAGGUUUUGAUGUUAGAUUUGUGUAUCCUACAGCAGCCUACACCCUCCUCUCUGCGCCGCCCCUCUUCUGCAACCAAAUCUCUUUGCGCUGCCCCUCUUCUGCAACCGAAUCCUGCACCCUACGUUGCAGCCAACUGAGCAUGAUGGUAGACCAGCGUCCUUUAGGGUUUCCUUUGAUUUUUGUAUAAAUAGGAGAAGAUUGGGGAAUUGAGGGGGUUCGGAUUUUUCUCCUUCUGUGGUUCCUCUUCUUCUUGUCACUAAAAAGAGAGAAGCAGAGGAUAGAAAUCCGAAAAAAGGAGAAGGUCUUUGUUGUGUGGUUCUAGUGUUGACGGCGGAGGGGUCUCCUUUUGUUUUUCUGGUGUUGCCGGCUGAGAAAAGGAAAAGUUUUUCUGUUGAAAGUGGCUCGGUUUUUGUACCGGAGGUUGACAGAGGGCUUAUUUGCUGUGUUUGCUUUUGUGUAGGUAAUUUUUUUGAACAGAGAAGUUUUUCUGGGAAUGGUGGUGAAGGGGACGAUGGGAGCCUAGUCCCGUGGGUGGGAUCCCUCCUAUCAGAUCUGGAUCUAUUUUUCCCAGAAAACUUUGCCGUGAGUGUUGAUCUGUUUGUUGAUUUUUCUUUGUAUUUUUCAUCUAAUGUUUAAGGUUAUAUGUAUUUUCUUGAGAAAAGGAAUGAAAGAUUAUAUAUUUG